Molecule: messenger RNA, 404 nt
Organism: Leptinotarsa decemlineata (Colorado potato beetle)
Lineage: Eukaryota; Metazoa; Arthropoda; Insecta; Coleoptera; Chrysomelidae
Molecular function (GO): serine-type endopeptidase activity
Source: RefSeq, a predicted model, not a curated record
AUUGGUUUCCGGGAUGGGCCCACCACGGCCACUAUAACAAACAACCGAACGACGACGGCUUGAGCGAGCAGGACUGCGUGGAAGUUCGCAGGAUUUAUCCGCUUCCUUCUUCUUCCGCCCGCCUGACAGCCACGUUCAUGUGGAACGACAGAGAUUGCUCUACCCCUAAUUAUUUUAUCUGUGAGCGCCUGCAGAAUGACGAACCUCUGGAACCUAGCUGGAUUAUCAACUGUAACAGAUCGAUUAUUCUGUCUAGAGACCAGCCGAAAGCUUUCGUAUCGAGUCCUGGAUUCCCUCGACACUAUCCCGACAACGCCAACUGUGAUAUAGAAAUCAGUGCUUCUCCUGGAUACAGAAUAAUACUAGAUUUUGAGGAACUGGUGUUGGAGGAUGAACCAUCGUAA